UGCUGUUGGGAGUCGACUCUUGAUCCUGAACCGAGUCAACUGACUCAUUGGAGAGAAAAAAAAAAGUCUGACAGGAAAUCUGCUCCUCAGUCUACAGACAAGACCUACGUGUUUCUGUGGACCAGCUGUCAGUUUCAGCAGGAGCAGACGGAGUGGGACGCAGUGAACCGCCUGCUGCAGCACCAGGGAUUUAAACCCGUCUGCUUCGCCGAUCCCACUGAGAACAAGAAACUGUCAGACCUGGUGCUGUUGGAGAGAUGGUCCUCGUCUGAGCUGCGUCUCGUGCUGAAGACCAUGCUGAUGGACUCGGAGCGCAGACAAGCUCUGAUCCAGGAACUCAUCCAGUCUAACAGCAAGUUAAAACAGGAAGUGGAGCAGCAGCAGGCACGAGCCGUGCGUCAGUCACAGAGAGCAGAGGAGCUGGAGGGCGUGUUGGCCGGGGUAAAGGUCAAAGUUCAGGGGCUGGAGGACUCCAUUAUCAAUAAAGCAGCACAGCAGAAGGGACAAAUACAGCAACUGCAGCAGGACAAAAGAGAUUCAGAAACGCUCUGUCAGGCUCUGCAGCAGAAGCUCCGUGAACAGGAGUCUCAGGUGUGUGAGCUGCAGAAGAAACUCCAGCUCACCAUGAAAGAGGAGGAGAAACGAACGUCUCGGCAGAACAGAGCUUUCCAGCAGAUCCUCAGUCGCUCAGCACGUCUACACUCACCCAGUGAUCAGCUGCUCCUGGACGUCAUCAGUGUUUACGAGUCUCAGCUGCAGAAUAAACUGAAGAAGUGUCGCAGAUGCUGCGUGUGUAAUAACGACUCGUCUGACUCGCAGAACAACGACACGUCAGACUUAACAUCCUCCAGCUACAAAACCCUGCUCAAGUCAUAUCAGGAGCAGAUGAAGAAGACUAAAGCUCAGCGUGAUGAUCUGAAGUCGGAGCUUCAGCGCCUCAGACAGGAGCUGGACUCCAGGCCGAGUGUGAAGGAGCUGAAGUGUUUUAAGCAGCAGCUUAGGAGGAUGGAGCACCUCGUCCAAAACACCAACGCCAGGUCACUACAGACAGAGAGAACUGAAGAUCCUCUGAGUUCCAGCACUGAGUACCAGAGAUACAUCACGGAGAUCUGCUCGGAGCUGAAGGUGCAGGACGUGAGUCACGUGGUGGCUGCGGUUCAAGCACGCUGCCGAGACGCUGACUCAGCACUCCGACUCGAGAAGGUUCUCAGUGACAUCGUGGCCGUCCUGACCGAUCCCAGAGCGCCGUUACAGUUGCUGAGGAGAAUUGGUGACACUUCAGGCUCGGAGCUGGAGCAGAUUGUCCCUACGCUGCAGAUGUGGAGCCAGCAGCUCGGUGCUCUGACCGACCUGCACCGCUCCAUCAGCACACUGGUGAGGAGGCUGUUGCCGUGGCAGCCAGAGGACGAGGUGUGUGCUCAGACCAGGUGUGUGAAGGUGGAGGACGUGAUGCUCAUUGUGGACAUGCUGCUGGAUGAGACCGCUCCAACCAACAAGGUGUUACACACUCCCUCUAAGCCCACCCUGCAGGCGAUGGUGUCUCACUUCCAGAUGCUGUUUGAUGUGGUGAGUAUUCGUGGUGUUUACACGAGGAUGAACGAGGUUUACACUCGACUGGCAGAGAUGAACAACGCCAUGAGGAACCUCCGAGACAUCCUGGACAUGGAUGAGAGCACAUCUCCUGGGAAUGUGGUGAACAUGGUGGCCAGAAUCAUCACUCACAUGGAUUCUUAUCAGAACUCACACAAGCUGCUUGGAACCAGUGACAUACACAGUGAAGCUGAAGGAACAUGACAAGCUCAGUACUGUGUUUUACUCAUCGUCCUCCAGCGUCAACACACUGGAGAGGAUCGAUUCUGCUUCAUCAGAGGAGUUCGGCCUGAAGCUGAAGCUAAAGAAAUAAUCUGGAAUCCUGUAAAAACACAAGAAAUAGAAAUGAGGCAUAAAAAUGAAGUGUUUUUAUUGUAGAAGUGUUUUUAUAGCUUGUUCUUUUUCAUUACUGUUUGUGUGUGAGCUUCAGGUGAUGCUGAAGCUGUGUGUGAGGUAAAGAACCAGGAAUAAACAUGACUCCUCGCCUA
Tachysurus fulvidraco (yellow catfish) is the source of this 2078-nucleotide messenger RNA. RefSeq names its product centrosomal protein 70 (gene cep70). Bases 295 to 1794 code for a protein of 499 amino acids. Gene Ontology annotation, cellular component: centrosome. Lineage: Eukaryota; Metazoa; Chordata; Actinopteri; Siluriformes; Bagridae. The record is from RefSeq and is a predicted model, not a curated record. Gene Ontology annotation, molecular function: gamma-tubulin binding. Gene Ontology annotation, biological process: regulation of microtubule cytoskeleton organization; cilium assembly. The transcript has 18 exons.